CUUACUAGUACUCACACAGAGGGGGAGAGAGGAAGAGAGGAAGAGCAGCCCACCUGUGUGUUUCUGCAUGAACUGACUUUGACAACACACACACUCCUCCUGUUACUAGUAAAGCCUGUUAAGUCCCUAUAGGUGAGUUCAGGUUUGCAUUUGUUUGGAGCAGCUUUGUCGGGACCGAGCCUUUUUUUUCUUCUAUUAUUCAGGAAGAAGAGAAGGGAGGAAAAGUCAUGGACAAAACCGGAGAAUUAAAAAGAAGUUAGCGUCUACAGUAAAGUCACCUUUUGUAAACGAGGAAGAAGCAGAGGAACAGGAUGGGGAUGGAUUUCAGCACUCUGCGGACCCUCAUCAGCAGAUAUUGUGUUGGUGAGGAGAACUGGGUCGACAGCAGGACGAUUUACAUCGGCCACAAGGAGCCUCCUCCAGGAACAGAGGCCUUUAUACAGCAAAGAUUCCCCGACAACAGAAUAGUUUCCUCCAAGUACACAUUUUGGAACUUCGUCCCAAAGAAUAUGUUCGAGCAGUUCAGGAGAGUCGCCAACUUCUACUUUCUCAUCAUAUUUCUGGUUCAGCUGAUAAUCGACACUCCCACCAGCCCCAUCACCAGCGGGCUGCCGCUCUUCUUCGUCAUCACCGUCACCUCCAUAAAGCAGGGUUACGAGGACUGGUUGAGACACAAAGCAGACAACUCCGUCAACCAGUGUCCCGUCCACGUGGUGCAGCACGGGAAGGUGGUCCGCAAACAAAGUCGCAAACUCAGGGUUGGAGAUGUCGUCUUCAUGAAAGAAAAUGAGACGUUUCCCUGCGACCUCAUCCUUCUUUCCACGUCUCGAGAUGACGGCACCUGCUUCGUUACGACAGCCAGUCUGGACGGAGAGAGCAGCCACAAGACUCUCUAUGCAGUUCAGGACACCAAAGCUUACAACACAGAGAAGGAGGUGGACUCCAUCCAGGCGACGAUUGAAUGUGAACAACCGCAGCCGGACCUGUACAAAUUUGUGGGCCGAAUCAACAUCUACAUGGACAACGAGCCGGUUGCCAGGCCGUUAGGAGCAGAGAACCUGCUGCUGCGAGGUGCCACGCUGAAGAACACUGAGUAUAUUUAUGCGGUUGCCAUCUACACUGGUAUGGAAACCAAGAUGGCUCUAAACUACCAGUCCAAGACUCAGAAACGCUCUGCGGUUGAAAAGUCGAUGAAUGCCUACCUGGUGGUGUACCUGUGCAUCCUCAUCAGCAAGGCGCUCAUCAACACGCUGCUGAAAUACGUCUGGCAGGCCGACUCCAACAGAGACGAGCCGUGGUACAACAACCGGACCGACACUGAGAGACAGAGGCACAUCGUGGUCAGGGCGUUCACAGACUUCCUGGCGUUCAUGGUUCUGUUCAACUACAUCAUUCCCGUCUCCAUGUACGUCACGGUGGAGAUGCAGAAGUUCCUCGGCUCCUACUUCAUCAUGUGGGACGACGACAUGUUCGACGAGGAACUCGGGGAGAGAGCUGUCGUCAACACGUCGGACCUGAACGAGGAGCUGGGACAGGUGGAGUAUGUGUUUACGGACAAGACAGGGACUCUAACAGAAAACAACAUGGAGUUCAUCGAGUGCUGUGUGGACGGACACAUUUACGUUGCUGAUGCCAUCUGUAACGGACAGGUGAUGCCUGGUGCUACUAGUAUGGACAUGAUAGACUCAUCACCAGGUCCCGGAGCCAGGGACCACGAGGAGCUGUUUUUCCGGGCGCUGUGUCUGUGCCACACGGUGCAGGUGAAGGAGGAGGAGACGGUGGACGGGAUCAAACACGGCAUCCAUCAGGGCAAGUCCACCUCCUUCUACAUCUCCUCUUCUCCGGACGAGGUGGCGCUGGUGGAGGGCAUGAAGAGGCUUGGCUUCACCUACCUGAGACUCAAAGACGGUCACAUGGAGAUCUUGAACAGGGAGGAUGAGAUUGAGAGGUUUGAGCUGCUGGAGGUUUUGACAUUCGACUCAGUCAGACGGAGGAUGAGCGUCAUUGUCAGAUCCAGUACUGGUGAGCUCUUUUUGUUCUGUAAAGGUGCCGACUCGUCCAUCUUCCCCAGGGUUAUCUCAGGCAAGGUGGAGGAGGUCAGAGCGCGAGUGGAGCACAACGCAGUGGAGGGUCUGAGGACACUUUGUGUUGCGUAUCGGCCUCUGAGUCCAGAGCAGUACACGGAGGUCUGCCACAUGCUGAACGGGGCCAAGUUGGCUCUUCACGACCGAGACAAACGCCUGGCCGAGGCGUACGACGCAAUCGAGAAAGACCUGAUCCUGCUGGGGGCCACUGCUGUGGAGGACAGGCUCCAGGAAAAGGCGGCGGACACCAUUGAGUCUCUGCACAAGGCGGGCAUGAAGGUGUGGGUGCUGACGGGCGAUAAGAUGGAGACGGCGGCUGCAACCUGCUACGCCAGCAAACUGUUUCACCGCAACACCCAGAUCCUGGAGCUGACCACCAAACGCACCGAGGAGCAGAGUCUGCACGACGUGCUGUUCGACCUGAGCAGGACCGUCCUGAGGCAGCACGGGGGCAUGGCCCGGGACUCCUUCUCUGGUUUAUCAGGUGACUGCACUGACUUUGGUCUGAUCAUCGAUGGAGCCACCCUCUCUGCGGUGAUGAGGCCGGCCCAGGAGGACUCCAACUCAGGGAACUACAAAGAGAUCUUCCUAGAAAUCUGCCGCAACUGCAGCGCCGUGCUCUGCUGUCGGAUGGCACCUCUGCAGAAAGCACAGAUUGUGAAGCUGAUCAAAGCCUCUGAAGAGCAUCCAAUCACGCUGGCCAUUGGAGACGGAGCUAAUGAUGUCAGCAUGAUCCUCGAGGCCCAUGUUGGCAUCGGGAUCAUGGGUAAGGAGGGUCGUCAGGCGGUGAGGAACAGCGACUACGCCAUCCCAAAGUUCAAACACCUCAAGAAGAUGCUGCUCGUCCACGGACAUUAUUACUACAUCCGCAUAUCAGAGCUGGUGCAAUACUUCUUCUACAAGAAUGUCUGUUUCAUUUUCCCUCAGUUCCUCUAUCAGUUCUUCUGUGGCUUCUCACAACAGCCGCUCUUUGACACAGCCUACUUGACUCUGUACAACAUCAGCUUCACCUCGCUGCCCAUCCUGCUCUACAGCCUCAUCGAGCAGCACAUCAACGUGGACAUCCUGAAGAAGGACCCCUCGCUAUACAGAGACAUUGCUAAGAACUCUCUGCUGCGGUGGCCCAUCUUCAUUUACUGGACUCUCCUGGGUGUGUACGACGCCAUCGUGAUGUUCUUCGGUGCUUACUUCCUGUUUGACAACACCACCUUCACCAGCAACGGACAGAUGUUUGGAAACUGGACGUUUGGGACGCUGGUCUUCACUGUGCUGGUCUUCACUGUUACAUUCAAGUUGGCUCUGGAUACUCAUUACUGGACGUGGAUCAACCAUUUUGUCAUCUGGGGCUCGCUGGUCUUCUUUGUGGUCUUCUCUCUGCUGUGGGGAGGAAUCAUCUGGCCAUUCCUGAACUACCAGAGGAUGUACUAUGUGUUCAUGCAGAUGUUGUCCAGCGGUCCGGCCUGGCUCAGUAUAAUCCUCCUGAUAACGGCCAGCCUGCUGCCAGAUGUGUUGAAGAAGGUGAUCUGCCGGGCGCUGUGGCCGACCACCACCGAACGCAUACAGAGCGCUGACAAACUCUACGAGGGCCACCUGUCAGAGUUCACCCCCCUGGCGUCUCUCCACGCUCCGUCCAAGGCAGGCGGCCACCGGCGAGGCUCGGGCAACCAGGGGAACCCUCGAAGGUCUGAACCCUUUAGAAAGAAAACCAUGUUCACACGCUGGCAGAAACAGCCAGACUACAGCACCUUCACCCCUCUACUCCGAUUCGCCGAUGGCCACUCGAAGCACGCCUACAACGGGGGGGCGGGGCCAGAGACCUCAGUCUAAUUUAUUUGCGUCUCACUAUUCUUAUUCUCUCAUAUCAGAUACAAUUGCAUCUAUUUGUGGAACUGAACAAAGGAGUAGUUUAAUAAAUCGGUCCACUGGAGUUACCCAAAAGUAACUAUAACUUAUUUAUGUGACUGGAGUCAAAUACCUGGCUGUGAUGCUAACCGCAGGUAUCUGUAGUCCAUCUGUAAGGGAUUACAAUGAAAGUGACCUUCACAAAUGCUCAGCCAAGUAUGCAGCAAAGCAUUAUGGGACGGCCCCUAAAGGACUCGCUUGCCGCCACAUUUUGCAAAGGGCUCAGCGUAUCGAUGUCACACACACACACAUUCUUACGUCACUGGAAAUAUGUGCACUGGCCCUUUAAGUCUGCCUGCCUUUGCUAGCUGGCAGCUGGAGUGUACUUUGUUUAAAGGAUUUAUAUGACUUUUUUUUAAAUAAUUGUGAUUGUGCUGCUGCUGCUGCUGCUGCUGAAGCCGGCUUAAGCUUUCUCUGACCAAACCUUUUCUUUUUCUUCACUCCCACCAUCUCUGCCUCUUUUCAGGACUAACUGGUGUUGCCUGUGUGCAAACAUGUUAUCCCGAAACACUCCCUAGGACUCUCUACAACAUUGUAAGAAAGAGUGUAGUGGAGCGGUAAAGCCCAAGUGUUGGAUAUAUGGAUCCGAGUGUGUCUUAUUUUUCUAAUUCAUCCUUAUUUUUGGAAAUAAGACCUACUUUAGCUGCACAUCUAACACUUGAGCUUUCACCUGUAGGUAGACUAGAUUCAUUUGUGGAUCAGGUGUGUGUGUACUGAUAGCUAGCAGUGUUUUAGUGUGUGUUGCAUUCAUCUCUGCAGAAUCCCCUAUUGUCUUAUUGUCUUUAAAGCACUUUACCUGGAGACCUUCUUCAUGUACGUAUUAUGCUAUGAACAGAGACUGAUCUAAGUUGUUCUAAUGGCUAAGAAAAUAGUAGAAAUGGCUAUACUGUAUGUUAGCUUCCCCCGCUGCUUUAAAUGCCUUAAUGUCACUUUGUAAAUCCCACAUGACCUUUUACCAAAGAAACAAAGACGAUAUCCUUUAGAAGCACAUUUGGGGUCCAUGUCAGUAGUCAAGAUUUGAGAGCUAUUUAACUUGUGUUAAAGCACCUUUUAAAAAGGAUCAAAUGUGCGUGUCCUUGUUGAGAUAAUCACAACACGAAAAAAGGAUUUGAUCAAGUGCCCUAAAUUACUUGAUGCCUUAAAUUGAAAUGCAGUUUUUCUGAGAUUCGCUGAUUUGCCAGGCAGCCAUUUGUUGAUAGCAGACGCUUAGCAUAAAGCCUGGAAACAACUCUGUUUAAAGUGAGACAUCAGACCCAUUCAUUAAGUAUUUUCAGCAUCAAAUAGCUCAGUGUUGAUGCUCCUAAAGGCCUUAUGAUGGUGUUAAAGUCUAAUAUCCAUCUUAAAAAAGGCCUUUUCAGAUCUGUCUCACACUUUCCUGCUUCAACAUGUAUCCCCUCUUUUUGUAGCUGUCUCUCUUCCAGUCUUUCUCAUUCUCCCUGAGGUGAAGUGACGCUGAAGUGGAAGUUUUCCUACCUCUGUGAGCGCCGCCUCCACCCGUCUGAUCAUCAUCAUCCUCUCCACCAUCCGUCCAUGCAUCUAUCAAUGUGAGACAGUGUAGAAAUCAUGCUUUCUUUAUUGGGAUAAUACGAACCAAAGCCUUGUCGCUGCUCGAGAUACCUUUUAGCUGCUUAACUGUAGGUGCCUUGUGGUAGUUUCUCUGUCUCUGCUGAACUGUCUUAGCUGGCAUUAAGGUUCAUUUAGGAUUCAUAACAAGCCAUCAGGCGUACAAAAUCACCGCUGAUGAUAGGUGUGUGGAUGCAUGACUGCGAGAAUGGGAAAAAAAGGUGAAUGUAAGCACAGAUUUACACAGGUUACACUGUCCAAUAAGAUUUAUUCAGAACAAACGCAGCACUGAAAUAACACAAGAGAUACACGGUGAAUGUUCAGUACUUCUUGCACCAAAAUAUCUGUUUUUUAUGGUUUUUAUUCCAAAUGUUUUAUACAUAUCCAGGAGGGCACCUGUCUCUGAGAGGUUCUUUUUGUUGUUUUCUAUUAUGUGUAAUGUUUAAAAUUCCCCUGUACCUCGUUAAAAGUGGUGGUCACACACUGGAAAUAUAUUAAUGUUACAAACUGGGAUUUGGUCGACAUGUUUCCUUUCAAUUUAGCCUCUCUGAGUACUACAAAAAUCGAUAUUUAUGUAAAACGGUAAAUCAAAUGGGUUAUUUCACAGUGAGAUUAUUUGAUAAAUGUGACCUAAUUUGCAUAUUUAAUAAUCACUUUAACCAAAUACAAAAGCACACACGUAAUCUUCCCAAGAGAUAGUCAGGUACUUCCUGUAUCUCCAAUAGUUGUGAAAAACUGUUGAAUCCAAAUGAAUAAAUUAAUGAAUUACAAAACUAUACCCACAUUUACUUAAAUGCAUUUUGUAUAUAUGUUAGAGAUUAUGUUUUUUUACAUCCUGAGUACAGUAUUUGAUGCGUGUCCUAUUUAUUUAUUAGGAAUUGGAACAACCAAACAACACUGGAGAUGUAUGUAUGCUUUCAAAAAGAGAUUUGUGUGUUGUUAGCUCAGAUACACCCGCACUGAAUCGAUCUGAUGAUUGACACUUUGCUGUAGAAAAAAAGCCGUGGAUUUAAUGUACAAAUCGCUCUUGUCCCAACUCUUUCAACUAGACCUGAACUGACAGCCUUCGAACAGAAUGUUAUUUCCUCUUUUACGAUGUAUUAUAGUGUUAUAUUUCUCAUAACCAUCAAUAUCUAUAAAGCACUGUAUGCUCAGAUACAGUAUAUAUAAUAUUCAUGUAGUUAUGUUAAUUGAUGUACAGUUUUGGGGUCUUUUUAUAUACAGUUUUUAACAGAGUCAUAUCAAGAUUUACUUGUGGAUUUUUUGCCAACCUUUCUGUAGCUUUCAACGGCAAUCAACUGUACAUUUGCUUGGAAAUAAAAGCCAGAAGUGGAAGAAUAAAAACCUGAAAUAAUGUGA
Molecule: messenger RNA, 6908 nt
Organism: Trematomus bernacchii (emerald rockcod)
Lineage: Eukaryota; Metazoa; Chordata; Actinopteri; Perciformes; Nototheniidae
Gene: atp11a
Product: ATPase phospholipid transporting 11A
Exons: 30
Coding region: 312-3911 (1199 amino acids)
Biological process (GO): phospholipid translocation
Cellular component (GO): recycling endosome; endoplasmic reticulum; trans-Golgi network
Molecular function (GO): ATP hydrolysis activity; magnesium ion binding; ATPase-coupled intramembrane lipid carrier activity
Source: RefSeq, a predicted model, not a curated record